Molecule: messenger RNA, 1959 nt
Organism: Oncorhynchus keta (chum salmon)
Lineage: Eukaryota; Metazoa; Chordata; Actinopteri; Salmoniformes; Salmonidae
Product: hypocretin neuropeptide precursor-like
Exons: 2
Coding region: 32-487 (151 amino acids)
Biological process (GO): feeding behavior; neuropeptide signaling pathway
Source: RefSeq, a predicted model, not a curated record
UAGACGUGGACCCCACAGCCUUUGGCAGAUCAUGUGUUUCAACACAAAGCACCUUACUACAGCACCAGGGAUGGACACAGCAUGCUCAACCACCAAGAAGCUCAAGGUUCUCAUCUUGUUGCUACUCGUCUCUCAUCUGGCCUGUGACGCUCAGGAGGUUGCCAACUGUUGCAGACAGAAAUCCCUCUCCUGCCGUCUUUACGUCCUGCUCUGUCGCCCAGGUAAUGGGACGGGGACAAGGGGACCCCUCACUGAUGACGCAGCUGCUGGAAUCCUCACACUCGGUAAACGGAAAGAAACUGAUGACCGGCGCUUCCAGAGCCGGUUGAGUCAGCUACUCCACGGGUCACGGAACCAAGCGGAGGGAAUCUUAACGAUGGGGAAGAGGACCGAAGACACAGCAGAACCACUCAUGCGCUUGUUUCCCAUUUUAGAGACGGCCCCCACUACCACGGCCCAGUUGGUUUUACAACUACCGUUCAAGUGACUCAUCUGGAAAACAUCAAUGUUGAUGCAUCAUUUUUGAGGGACUGCGUCAAACAUGUAUAUAUGAAAACAUGGGUUUUGGGUAAAAUGUUCCUUUAAGAUUGAAUUUGUUUGUGGAGUAGGUGUGUUAGUAAUGUUGUUAGUAAUGUUGUAAAUAUUGUAUAUGAUCUCAUUGGUGUAAUAAAUGUGAUAACGUUCACGUAGCACAGUUGAACUUGCUUCCCUGGUGUCUCUGUAUUUUAGGUGAUGGGAAAGUAAAUAUGAAGAAAGUGACUGUCAUGAGGGUUGAGUCAUCUAGUUGUGUCACCACAAUGGCAUCACAUCACUGGCUUCACAGUCAGACAACCCCAAUAGCCCCAACCAACCCAAAUCAUCAACGUCUCAAUCAUCCACGAGCACAUGUCUGGAUGGGUAAGUACCGAGGUGUCUGGCUAGACUGUAAACUCUCCUUCCAGACUCAUAUCAAACAUCUCCAAUCGAAAAUCAAAUCAAGAGUCGGCUUUCUAUUCCGCAACAAAGCCUCCUUCACUCACGCCGCCAAACUUACCCUACUAAAACUGACUAUCCUAAGGAUCCUCGACUUCGGCGAUGUCAUCUACAAAAUUGCUUCCAACACUCUACUCAGCAAACUGGAUGCAGUUUAUCACUGUGCCAUCCGUUUUGUCACUAAAGCACCUUAUACCACCCACCACUGCGACCUGUAUCGUCUAGUCGGCUGGCCCUCGCUACAUAUUCGUCGCCAGACCCACUGGCUCCAGGUCAUCAACAAGUCCAUGCUAGGUAAAGCUCCGCCUUAUCUCAGUUCACUGGUCACGAUGGCAACACCCAUCCGUAGCACGCGCUCCAGCAGGUGUAUCUCACUGAUCAUCCCUAAAGCCAACAUCUCAUUUGGCCGCCUUUCGUUCCAGUUCUCUGCUGCCUGUGACUGGAACGAAUUGCAAAAAUCGCUGAAGUUGGAGACUUAUCUCCCUCACCAACUUCAAACAUCUGCUAUCUGAGCAGCUAACCGAUCGCUGCAGCUGUACAUAGUCUAUCGGCAAAUAGCCCACCCAUUUUUACCUACCUCAUCCCCAUACUGUUUUUAUUUAUUUACUUUUCUGCUCUUUUGCACACCAAUAUCUCUACCUGUACAUGACCAUCUGAUCAUUUAUCACUCCAGUGUUAAUCUGCAAAAUUGUAAUUAUUCGCCUACCUCCUCAUGCCUUUUGCACACAAUGUAUAUAGACUCCACUUUUUUUUCUUCCUAUUGUGUUAUUGACUUGUUAAUUGUUUACUCCAUGUGUAACUCUGUGUUGUCUGCUCACACUGCUAUGCUUUAUCUUGGCCAGGUCGCAGUUGCAAAUGAGAACUUGUUCUCAACUAGCCUACCUGGUUAAAUAAAGGUGAAAUAAAAUAAAAUAAAAUGGGUAGGUGUGUUUGUUCGAGUGUACGUUCCAGAAAUGAACUUUUCACAGAAAUACCUUGGUUUCUGUG